Molecule: messenger RNA, 1314 nt
Organism: Eimeria necatrix
Lineage: Eukaryota; Apicomplexa; Conoidasida; Eucoccidiorida; Eimeriidae
Product: OSJNBa0042D13.18 protein, related
Exons: 1
Coding region: 1-1314 (437 amino acids)
Molecular function (GO): nucleic acid binding
Source: RefSeq, a predicted model, not a curated record
AUGGUGGACAAACGUGAUGAUGGCUCCGGGGAGCGGAAGAUGCGUAUGGUUGUCAAUUACCAGGCUCUAAAUACCCUUACGAUAGCCCCUCAUUUUCCACUACCUCCGAUUCAAGCCAUUCUGGAGCUGCUGGGAGGCGCCAAGUAUUUUUCCACCUUGGAUCUUGAAGCAGGAUUCCAUCAAAUACGUAUGGCUAAGCAAGACCGGUGGAAGACGGCUUUCCGGUCCGUUCUCGGACUAUUCGAGCACCGAGUGAUGCCCUUCGGCCUUAAGGGUGCUCCCGCUACGUUUCAGGCCAAUAUUAAUGCCUAUCUACAACCUUUACUGGAACAGGGCGUUAUUGCGUACCUAGAUGAUAUACUUAUCUAUAGUUCCGAUCUCUCUGGGCACGUUUCUCUUCUGCGACAAUUCCUAAGCAUUUUUCUUAGACACCAGUUCUACCCAAAGUUCCGCAAAUGCAAGUUUGCAAGGCAAACAAUUACAUAUUUGGGUUAUACCAUUUCUGCUGCGGGGAUCAAACCUGCAGAAGAUAAAAUCGCAGCCAUCCGGCUCUGGCCAGAGGUGCUGGAGAACGAAACGCAAGUGCGCCAGUUCCUCGGUACCAUCAAUAACUGUCGCAUGUUCAUGGGACCGGACUAUGCAGACGUCGCCCGGCCGCUGGUUGAUCGUACGCGUAAAGACGUCAGUUUCGAAUGGAUGGAACUUCACAAGCAAGCGGUGCGGCAGCUCAAACAGCGCUUAAUCGACUUCACUACACUACAAUUCCCUGACACCACGAAACCCUUGGAAUUAUACACGGACGCCUCUGGUUAUGCGAUCGGAGCAGUUCUGCAACAAGACGGCAAGCCCAUCGGCUUCCUCAGCGAAGUCAUGAACCCCACGCAACAGAGAUACUCGAUCUACGAUCAGGAACUCUUGGCGUUGAUCACGGCCCUGGACAAGUGGUCGCACUUGCUCCGUGUCUCCAAGGUAACGGCUUACACUGAUCAUCAAUCUCUCACCCAUCUCCAACGCCUCCAAGCAUCGAAGCCUCUGCGCGGACGCACCGCACGCUGGUUAGACUUCCUCGCCGAGUUCCCGAAUUUGCACAUCACCUAUGUUCAAGCAGCGCGCAAUCAAGUGGCUGAUGCCUUGUCUCGCCGUCCCCGUUUUCCUAACACCUGCUCGCACGACACACCACCAACACCCCUGAUGCCUGCAGUAGCACAAGUGCGCGCGGCUCCUCGCUCUCGUGGUCGGCCUGCCAAGUACAGGGAGCUCGCCGGAAUUCGUUCGCGACGACCCAGACGACGCAGCCUGCCGUCCGCACUUUGA